Hibiscus syriacus is the source of this 1804-nucleotide messenger RNA. Its product is annotated as putative FBD-associated F-box protein At5g53635. The transcript has 5 exons. Lineage: Eukaryota; Viridiplantae; Streptophyta; Magnoliopsida; Malvales; Malvaceae. The coding region runs from base 362 to 1762 and encodes 466 amino acids. Gene Ontology annotation, molecular function: protein binding. The record is from RefSeq and is a predicted model, not a curated record.
GAUACAGCUGCUGCUUUGACGGUGAUUGGUAUGAGAAUUACGUAGGAAACCCUGAUUCACAGAUAAGAAGCCAGUCCGUACUAAUUUAGGGAUAAACGAAGAGUAAAAGAGUAAUUGCUGAGCUGAAGGAUUUGGUGUCGGUAAAACACUAGAUGGGAAGGGGAAGGAAGAAGACAAACCGCUGCAGCUUGAAGAAAGGUAUGGUUUCAGAUAUCUUAGAGACUGAUUCUGGAACUUGAAACAGAGAUAGUGUAAUUCUAAAAGAUUUCAGUUGGAGGAACAGUUGAAACCGGAUUGCAACAUCCAUAUCACUUAAGUCCCUCGAAAACUCCUGGAAUUGACAUUUACUAGUUUAGGGUUCAUGAGCAAGAAAGUGCAGUCUGUUGGCGUCUUGGAUAGAUUAAGUAGUUUGCCCGAUCAUAUUCUUUGCCGUGUAUUGUCGCUCCUUCCGACUAAAGAUGUAGUUCGGACCUCAAUUAUUUCACUCAGGUGGAGGUAUCUCUAUGCUUCCUCAGUGUCUAUCAUUGAUUUUAAUGAUUGUUUACCACAUAUCUCAGUACCUAGUGAAAAUGAUAUCAUUUAUUUUAAUGAUUGUUUACCACAGUUCCCAGCACCUAGUGAAAAUGAUAACAACUUUCUGGAUUUUGUUGAUAGAUUCUUUUCUAUCAACAAGCAGUUAAGUUUAGAAUGUUUUAGGGUGAAUGACUUUUGGGUGAGGAUGGAUGACAUUCAACGGGAUGAGGGUUAUUUACGCCUUAAUGGUUGGAUAUGCGCCACACUGUGGUGUGGUGUCAAGGAAAUUGAUAUUAGAUUUAUAUAUGAAGAUGUUCCCGCUUUACCAACUCUUUUGUUUACUUGCCAAUCACUGGUGACUUUGAAAUUGAUUAUCAGAGGUAAUAUGAAGGUUCCAUCUAACACUUGUUUGCCAAAUCUGAAGACUCUACAUUUUACAUUCUCCAAGUUUCAAGAUGGUUAUUCAGUUCUUAGGUUAAUUUCCAAUUGCAAUGUCCUAGAAAAUUUGGAAUUUAUUUAUUGCGAGUUUGGUAACAUAAGAGAGCUCAAUAUCCAUAACCUUUCCCUUAAGAGGUUGGUUUUAGAUUUCUGUGACUUGUAUAUUCAGUCUCACAGAGGUUUCAACGUCAUCGAGAUUGAUACCCCAAAUCUUGUUUAUUUCAAAUAUGUUGAUGCAAUGGUUGAAGGCUAUACGUUAAGUGACAUGAAAUCUCUAGAAAGUGCUCAUAUUUCAAUCACUCUAUUAGCUAGUGUGGAUUAUGAACGUGCAACAUAUCUUCUCAAGAGAAUUUGCAAUGUACAGUCUCUUUUUUUAGCCAUUGAAGAUUACUCUAGUACGCUUUUUCUGGCACCUCUUGAUCCAAUGCUUGCAUUUAAAAACCUUGUUGAACUGUACUUUCUUAAUUACGAUACUGAUGAUCAAGGGACGUGGAUUGUGAAGUUUCUACAUUGCAUGCCUAAUCUAAAGACACUUAAAUUGAGUCUGGAAAUUAAUUCGGAAGGUUUCAGGUCAUUGCCUACUGCAGUGCCUUUGUGUUUGUUAUUUCACAUCAAGGAGAUUAAAAUCAUAUACUUUGACGGAGACGAGCAUACGUUGGAAAUGAUUAGUUAUUUCUUGAAACAUGCAUCAGUUCUGGAGAAGCUUGUAUUUACAAUUAUUGAUCCGUGGGAGAAAGAGGAAUCGACUAUCAUCGAAAAACUAUUGAGUUUACCGAAGAAAUCAAAGAAAUGUGAAAUCGUGACUCCCUAAUAUUUCGUUUUGUCUCUACUAUUUUGUCUCCUUUCUUUUGAA